Messenger RNA from Mycotypha africana, 913 nucleotides. Its product is annotated as bola protein. The record is from RefSeq and is a predicted model, not a curated record. The transcript is spliced from 3 exons. The coding region runs from base 417 to 674 and encodes 85 amino acids. Gene Ontology annotation, biological process: intracellular iron ion homeostasis. Lineage: Eukaryota; Fungi; Mucoromycota; Mucoromycetes; Mucorales; Mycotyphaceae. Gene Ontology annotation, molecular function: 2 iron, 2 sulfur cluster binding. Gene Ontology annotation, cellular component: cytosol; nucleus.
AUAAAUUUGGUUAUAGAAGUUAAUAGCACACAUGACUUUCAGCUGCUUCCUAUUGGAAUAUAUAUACAUAAUGAACGGGGGGGGUUUGUACACUAUUAUCAAUUCUGUCUUAUUGUAUCAGGGCGACAUAAGCACUUCAUUUAAUAUAUAGGAAGGUUAUAUGAAUACAUAUAAAUAUGCAUAACCAAUUGCAUACUUUGAGCAAUUCCGAUAGAAGGUCUGUUCAAACGCACGUUUCUUCGCAAUGAUGCUGCAUGCAUACUACUGCGGUCGAAAUAACGUUUAUGAAUCCGGCCAGUGGGAUCAAACUGAGAUUCAAACAUUCCACAUGAUCACUUCAUGAUGGAUGCAAAGAACAAAACAAAGUGCUUCUCUUUUUCUAUUUUCCUUUUUACCUUGAACACAAUUUUCAGAAAAUGUCCUCAACUAGUCUCACGGCCGAUACGAUCAAAGCGGCUGUCAUUGAGCGCCUUAAAGAUGAAGUAGAAGAUUUGUCAGCAGGCUGCGGAAAAAUGUUUGAGGUUGUCAUUGUAUCCAAUCUAUUCGAAGGAAAGCGCCUAUUAGCAAGACAUAAGCUUGUUAACGAAGCACUUAAAGAAGAGAUCAGCAAAGUUCACGCUUUUACUCAGAAAUCAUAUACCCCCGCUGAAUGGGAAAAGAAGAAAGCAGAAUAGCUGUCCCUCUCACUCGAACAACAUCAAAAGCAUCAUAAGGUAUUUAUUGUACCUGUUGGUGAGCAAUCCAGGAGCAGCUUUUCGCGACCAAUUUCUUUUCUAAAUUUAGGCUAUUUAUGAUUGCAUGAAGAAAAGUAAAUCUCUUAACAUCAACAUUUACAAAAUAAAGCACGAUCUAGUCUUUACAUGCGGAAUAAGAACUUUCAGUUUAAAGAGGAACAUGUUUGCAUUCAAAAAGU